UCUGUUUACCGUUGCAUCCACUCAAAUCAAAGACCUACAGGUCCAAGAUUUGUCUGGAAUCCGAAAUGUAAAAUACAGACAUUUCCUGGAUAGUGUAAGGCCAACCAAACACACCACCCAUGUCAAAACGAGACAGGACCAGGACAGACACCGGACAAAGAGGUCUAUGUUCUUCACCACUGGGGUGAAAGUAUGUCCUCAAGAGAAUAUAAAGGAGGUCAUCUCCAGCCAUCGGGCCUACUACAAACUCAGAGUUUGUCAAGAGGCGAUAUGGGAGGCCUUCCUCAUCUUCCUGGACAGGGUUCCUAACUCAGAGGAGUACAAGCAUUGGACUUAUGCCUGCCAACAUGGCUCUCUCUGUCUGGACGAGGUGGCAAGGAACUUCAGCAGUACCCAGGAACAUAUUGACAUGGUGGCCACAAGAGUUGCUGAACAGGAGAAGAUCAAGCAACAAAGCGGUGAAGUAUCAACAGCUGGAGGAACUGAGAUUGAGAAAUGCUCGAAAACUCCAUCAGAACUGUUUAUCAUUCCGACUGAAGCAAGGGAGAUAACAGAGAUUCCAAACAUUGUACCAGAGGAGGCGAUUAUUGAGGAGCAGAUAGUGGAGUUCAGUGUCACCAUAGCAGACCCUGGCUACAGUGAACUUGUUCUGAGUGACCCUGCAGCUCCCCAGUACCAUGACAUCACACGCGAUCUCCAUGAUACGAUGGUUCAUGUUUUUGACAAACUUCCUGGGUUCAAAGAUCUUCGUGUUUUGGGAUUUCGGUUCGUUGAACUUCGAUCUGAUGAUAUGUCAGUCCGCUAUGCUGUGGUGUUUGAGACGAAUGGAGAAGACCAUGAAGAAGAAUCUAUUUCCACUAUAGAACCAGGCACAGGGACAGGGACAGUUGUUUACACAAAUGGACACAGACUGAAGGAUAUGGUUUACAUGGCCUUAAACGUGGAGACGUCCCUGCCUGUGGACAUACAUACACUCAGUUUUGAACCGGAUCCCACUGUUUCUCUAAGAGAGGAGUUGGAGGCGACAACCUUGGAAACCUUGCCAGAGGAGGGUGUCGGGGCACACUGA
Messenger RNA from Coregonus clupeaformis (lake whitefish), 1069 nucleotides. Its product is annotated as interphotoreceptor matrix proteoglycan 1. Gene Ontology annotation, biological process: visual perception. The transcript has 10 exons. The coding region runs from base 167 to 1069 and encodes 300 amino acids. The record is from RefSeq and is a predicted model, not a curated record. Lineage: Eukaryota; Metazoa; Chordata; Actinopteri; Salmoniformes; Salmonidae.